UUGCUCGUGGCCUCAAUUGUUCGUGGGGGCGGGAAACUGGUUCUUCUCAGGGAAAUUGAGCUCUCUCCUCCUUUCAAAAACCCCACUGCUACUCAAAAUUUGAAACCCUAGUUACAAUGCCUUACUAACCUCUGAAAAUCCCCAAUUUUCCCCAAAUCGAAUGGCAUUUUCUUCUCAAUUGUUAACCCCUAACGCUAAUAACAAGCAGAGAGAAGACGACGAAGAAGAAGCACCGCCGGAGGAGCAGAAAGUACUAAUCCAAUCGGAAGAAGAUCAUCGCCAUCAUCAUCAGGCGAGGUACGUGCCCCUCGAUCUCGUGUACUCAGCUACCUCUCCCUGUAGUGGUUACUCGAAUGUCAUGUCUAAGAAGGUGAAAGCUAGGAAAUAUCCCGUGCUGGAGGACCACAAUGAUGCCGUUUCGGUGGAUCCAAAGCCACCGCCAUCGAAACCGCCUGUCAUUCAUGUCUACUCUCGUUGUCGCCGUCGCAAGAGGAGUGGUAGUUUCCAUGGCCCUUCAGGUUAUGAUAUUUUUCUUUCGAAUUUGAAGACGGCCUCUGUUGUUGAAUUGAAAGAAGAGGAUAUUGAAUUUGAAGGCGAAGAUGGGAUGAUGGGGUCCAUUGGGGUUUUGGGUAGUAACAAGAAGAGGAAGACGAGUCAGGAGCUUAUUAAUUUAGGGCUCGAUUCAGUUCAUCUUGAUGCUCCAAGAUUAAGAGGAUCAUCUCGAAAACCUAAUAGAGCUAAUGAUACCAGCGUUGGCAGUAGGCAAAGAAGAAGCAAAAACGAUAACGGCGAAAACAAUUGGCAGAAAAACGGUCAUGAGAACGAAGUAACUGAGAUUGACAAUACAAAUAAAUCCACCACCGCUGCAAGUCGCACUAAGAGAUGGGUGCGGUUGAAAUUUGAUGGUGUAGAUCCCGAGAAAUUUGUUGGGUUACAAUGCAAGGUUUACUGGCCGUUGGAUGCUGAUUGGUAUUGUGGCUGUGUUGCAAAAUAUGACUUAGAGAGCCACCGUCAUCAUGUUGAAUAUGAAGAUGGUGAUGAAGAGCGGGUGAUAUUAUCAAAAGAAAGAAUUAAAUUCCAUGUGUCUCCAGAGGAGAUCAAAUGUCUACGGUUGACUUGUGAUCUUCAUUGUUCAGAUACAGAUGAUCUUGAUGUCAACGAGAUGAUUGUACUGGCUGCUAAUCUGGAUGACUGCCAUGAUAUCGAGCCUGGGGACAUCAUAUGGGCCAAACUUACUGGUCAUGCUGUGUGGCCAGCAAUUGUGUUGGAUGAGUCAUUUGUCAGCAUUCGUCGAGGUCUAAGCAAGGUUUCUGGAGAAAAAUCAGUGCUUGUCCAGUUUUUUGGCACCCAUGAUUUUGCUAGGGUUAAGACGAAGCAAGUGAUCUCAUUUCUUAAAGGGCUUCUAUCUUCCUACCACCUGAAAUGCAAGAAACUUGAUUUCAUUCGAAGCUUGGAAGAAGCAAAAAUGUAUCUUAGCAGACAAAAACUUCCGAAGAGUAUGUUACAGCUGCGGAAUGGUGUUGGCACUGAUUCCGGAGGUGAUAACGAUGAAGAUGAAUGUAGCGCUGGCUCAAAGAAGAGGUGUUUGAGCACUGAAAUAGUACAUAGAAAACUCAAGGGCCCUAAAAAUUGCCCUUUUGUAGUAGGGGAUCUGGAAGUAUUAAAGCUUGGUAAGGUGGUUAAGAAUCUGGAUUGUUUUGAUGUUGAGAAAUCUAUCUGGCCUUUAGGUUAUACUGCUACAAGGAAGUUUCCUUCACUAGCAGAUCCAAGUGUAUGUUCUGUAUAUAAGAUGGAAGUGCUGCGAGAUGCUGGCACGAAAACACGACCCGUGUUUAGAGUUACAACGGAUGAUGGAGAUCAGUUUGAUGGGUCAGAUCCUGCGGCAUGCUGGAAUAAAGUUUACGAUAGGAUAAGAAAGAUGCAUUCAAGCAGUUCUGAUAAUUCACAGGCUGAAGGUGCAUCUGUGAACUUCUUCAAAUCAGGUGCUGAUAUGUUUGGUUUUUCUGAUCCUCAUGUCCUAAAACUUAUACAGGGGACAUCAGAUUCGAAGCUGAAAUCAGGACAUGACAUGCCAAUUGGUUACAGACCUGUCCAUGUUAAAUGGAAGGACCUGGAUAAAUGCAAUGUUUGUCACAUGGACGAGGAAUAUGCCAACAAUUUGUUCUUGCAGUGUGAUAAGUGCAGAAUGAUGGUUCAUGCAAGAUGUUAUGGGGAGCUGGAACCUGUUGAUGGAGUCCUUUGGUUAUGCAAUUUAUGUCGUACAGGGGCACCUGAAUUUUCCCCACCCUGCUGUCUUUGUCCAGUUACAGGGGGUGCUAUGAAGCCUACGACCGAUGGACGCUGGGCUCAUUUGGCAUGUGCUAUGUGGAUACCAGAAACUUGCUUAUCUGAUAUAAAAAAAAUGGAGCCAAUUGAUGGGCUGAAUAGAAUUAGUAAGGACCGUUGGAAGCUUUUAUGUAGCAUCUGUGGUGUUCCAUAUGGAGCGUGUAUCCAGUGUUCAAACAACGCAUGUUAUGUUGCAUAUCAUCCUCUUUGUGCUCGUGCUGCUGGAUUUUGUGCCGAGCUUGCAGAUGUGGACAGGCUUCAGCUGGUUCCUAUAGAUGAGGAUGAGGAGAACCAGUGCAUUCGUCUAUUGUCCUUUUGUAAAAAGCAUAGCCCUAAUCCUUUGAUUGAACGUAUUGUUCCUGAUGAACGGAUGGGGAGAAUACCAAGUCCGUCAGAUUAUACACGCCCGGUGAAUCCUUCUGGCUGUGCUCGCUGUGAGCCUUAUGAUUAUUUUGGGAGAAGAGGAAGAAAAGAACCUGAAGCCCUUGCUGCUGCAUCUUUGAAGCGAGCAUAUGUAGAGAACAGACCAUAUUUGGUGGGCGGUUUCUGCCAGCACGAGUCCUUAAGCAAAAUGCCAUCAUUUGAUAAUGUUGGUGAUUCCAAGCUCUCCUUUGGCUUUGGAAAACUUAAAAACUUGCCUCUUAAUGGUCAUACAAGCAUAUUUUCUAUGUCUGAGAAGUAUAUUUACAUGAGGAGAACAUUCAGAAAGAGAUUAGCAUUUGGGAAAUCUGGAAUACAUGGAUUUGGCAUCUUUGCCAAACAACCACAUAAAGCUGGAGAUAUGGUAAUUGAAUAUACUGGUGAAAUUGUUAGGCCUCCUAUAGCUGACAGAAGAGAACACUUGAUAUACAACUCAUUGGUGGGGGCAGGGACGUACAUGUUUCGGAUUGACGAUGAGCGUGUAAUUGAUGCCACAAGAGCAGGAAGCAUUGCACAUUUAAUUAAUCACUCUUGCGAACCAAACUGUUACUCAAGAGUUAUAAGUGUCAAUGGUGAUGAACACAUAAUCAUUUUUGCUAAAAGGGAUAUUGCACAGUGGGAAGAACUGACAUAUGAUUACAGAUUCUUUUCGAUUGAUGAACAACUUGCUUGUUAUUGUGGUUUUCCAAGUUGCCGGGGUGUAGUUAAUGACAUUGAUGCUGAGGUACAAAUGGCCAAGCUAUAUGCACCCCGCAGUGAAUUAAAAGACUGGGAAGGAGAAUGAAUUGAGGACUUUUUGUUUUAUGUCGUCUUCAUUUUAUGGCCUUAGAUACAGUCAUGGGGUAGUGAUACAUUCUGAGAUCCAGUCUGCCUCAUGCUUCUUCUCCUGUUGUAUUAUUUGAUCGGCCAUCUCCUCCAGCCAAGCCAGCCAAACAAAACGUGGUUCGGCUUUUCUUUUUCUUCUUGCUGGAAAUAUUGUCCAUGCAGGUCCUGUAUGAUUUAUAAUUUAAUUGUUUUUAUAUUAUAUGGUCAUUGUGAAUCUGAUCAAACAUGCUUAUAUCGCCUGAGAAUACUAGAAAUGGAGGGAUGUACAUAAGAUUUUCGACUUGCAGAGUUGGGUUAUUUCUUUUUUGUAGGAUGAAUCAUUAUUUUUCAAUGGCUAGUAAAGAAACAUUGGUAGCUUAAAUGUAGUUGUUGUUUGGUUUAUUC
This is a messenger RNA of Cynara cardunculus var. scolymus (artichoke), 3954 nucleotides long. RefSeq names its product histone-lysine N-methyltransferase ATX2-like. Gene Ontology annotation, biological process: regulation of transcription by RNA polymerase II. Gene Ontology annotation, molecular function: protein binding. The record is from RefSeq and is a predicted model, not a curated record. The transcript is spliced from 26 exons. Lineage: Eukaryota; Viridiplantae; Streptophyta; Magnoliopsida; Asterales; Asteraceae. Gene Ontology annotation, cellular component: nucleus; chromatin. Bases 161 to 3529 code for a protein of 1122 amino acids.